AUGAAUGUAAUUGGAACGAACGCCCUGAUCGGCAAUUACAAGAUACCCUACAUUGCCAUUAUCGGCAUCACCAUGGGCGGCGGCGUGGGCCUCAGUGUGCACGGAAAGUACCGGGUGGCCACCGACCGGACGUUGUUCGCUAUGCCCGAAACGGGAAUUGGCCUGUUACCCGACGUGGGCGGCUCCUACUUCCUGCCACGCCUUCCAGGAAAACUGGGUCUCUACCUGAGACUGACAGGAUAUAGGCUGCGGGGCGGCGAUGUCUUCUACUCGGGUAUUGCUACGCACUACUGCGAGAGCAGCAAGAUCCCCGAUCUGGAGACGGCGCUGCUCAACUGCCCAGAUGCAGAUGAUGUACCCGAGCUGCUGCAGAAGUUCCAUUCCACGCCUUAAAAGCCCUUCUCGCUGCAGCCUGUCCUGGAGCAGAUCAACAAGAACUUCUCGGCGGACCUGGUGUGGGGCAUUCUGGAGAACCUGCAGAAUGACGGCAGCGAGUGGGCCAAGAAGACGCUGGAGACCCUCUGCAAGGUGUCGCCCACCUCGAUGAAGGUUACGUUCCGCCAGCUGGAGCUCGGCUCCCAGCUGUCUCUGGCCCAAUGUCUCAUCAUGGAGUACCGCCUGGCCGUGCCAAGUUCCAUCUUCGUUAAAGCCCUAUUUUGGUACGACUAAUACUGGAGAAUUAUAAGGGCUACUGCUUGGCCUUAUAAUUUCUUU
Molecule: messenger RNA, 714 nt
Organism: Drosophila biarmipes
Lineage: Eukaryota; Metazoa; Arthropoda; Insecta; Diptera; Drosophilidae
Product: 3-hydroxyisobutyryl-CoA hydrolase, mitochondrial-like
Biological process (GO): L-valine catabolic process
Cellular component (GO): mitochondrion
Molecular function (GO): 3-hydroxyisobutyryl-CoA hydrolase activity
Source: RefSeq, a predicted model, not a curated record